AUGAAGCUAGAUGAUGCAUUAUGGGCCUAUAGAACAGCUUUUAAAAUACCUAUUGGCAUGUCUACAUACCAAUUAGUGUUUGAAAAGGCAUGUCAUCUACCAGUGGAGCUUGAACAUAGAGCAUUUUGGGUUCUAAAGAUGUUGAACUUUGAUAAUCAAGCUACUGGAGAAAGAAGGUUGCUGCAGCUCAAUGAGUUAGAAGAAUUCAGAAUAAAGAAAUGGCAUGAUCAAAAGCUAGCAAGAAGAGAGUUUUGUAGAAGGUCAAGAGGUGCUGUUGUACAACUCAAGGUUCAAAUUUUUCCCAAGAAUGCUGAAAUCAAGAUGGUUUGGACCCUUCACAAUUAUUAA
Molecule: messenger RNA, 348 nt
Organism: Arachis duranensis
Lineage: Eukaryota; Viridiplantae; Streptophyta; Magnoliopsida; Fabales; Fabaceae
Exons: 1
Coding region: 1-348 (115 amino acids)
Source: RefSeq, a predicted model, not a curated record